AUGAUCGAGCGACCAGAGACUGCGGUUCCCAGCAUCGCUCAGCGGAACCUGGAGGGCUAUGUGGGCUUCGCCAAUCUCCCCAACCAGGUGUAUCGGAAGUCUGUCAAAAGAGGCUUUGAGUUUACUUUAAUGGUUGUCGGUGAGUCUGGUCUUGGGAAGUCGACACUCAUCAACUCUCUGUUUCUGACUGACCUAUACUCCAAGGACUACCCGGGGCCCUCCCAGCGCAUUAAGAAGACUGUGCAGGUGGAGCAGUCGAAAGUGCUGAUUAAGGAAGGAGGGGUCCAGUUGACGCUCACCAUUGUCGAUACUCCAGGGUUUGGUGAUGCUGUGGACAACAGCAACUGUUGGCAGCCAGUCAUAAACUACAUUGACAGUAAGUGCGAGGACUUCCUGAAUGCAGAGUCGAGAGUGAACCGCAGAUCCAUGCCAGACAACAGAGUCCACUGCUGCCUGUACUUCAUAGCGCCCUCUGGACACGGCCUGAAGCCACUGGACAUUGAGUUCAUGAAGAGACUCCAUGACAAAGUCAACGUCAUCCCGCUUAUUGCAAAAGCUGACACUCUGACCCCAGAGGAGUGCCAGCUUUUUAAAAAACAGAUAAUGAAAGAGAUACAGGAACACAAAAUAAAAAUUUAUGAAUUCCCAGACACGGAGGACGACGAGGACAACAAGCUCAUCCGAAAGAUUAAGGAAAAGAUGCCGCUGGCCGUGGUCGGAAGCAACGUGGUAAUCGAGGUGAACGGCAAGAAGGUCAGAGGUCGCCAGUACCCAUGGGGCGUGGCGGAAGUGGAGAAUGGGGAACACUGCGACUUCACUGUGCUACGCAACAUGCUGAUCAGGACUCAUAUGCAGGAUUUAAAGGACGUCACCAACAAUGUCCACUACGAGAAUUACCGCAGUAAGAAACUGGCUGCCGUCACCUGUAAUGGAGUGGACAAUACCAAGACCAAGGGACAGCUCACUAAGAGUCCCCUGGCACAGAUGGAGGAGGAGCGCAGGGAGCACGUGAUGAAAAUGAAGAAGAUGGAGGCCGAAAUGGAGCAGGUCUUUGAAAUGAAGGUUAAGGAGAAGAAGCAGAAACUGAAGGACUCAGAGGCUGAGCUGGAGCGACGCCACGAACAGAUGAAGAGGAACUUGGAGGCGCAGUACAAAGAGCUGGAGGAGAAGAGACGGGUGUACGAGGACGAGAAGGCCAACUGGGAGGCUCAGCAGAGAAUCCUCGAGCAGCAGAAACUGGACGCCUCCAAGACGAUGGAAAAGAACAAGAAGAAAGGAAAGAUCUUUUGAAGAGACACGACUUGUUUCUUCACCUUUUUUUUUAAUCCCCUUUUGAAGUUGGCAUUUACUGUGGCCCUCCGAACAUACACACAAAAACAACAGAUAUAACACUCAGCACAUUCCACAACGUACCUCUGGGUUACAUUUAACAUGCACCACGUGUGACAUGGAUGCCAUUUCCCUUCACACACACACACACACACACACACACACACACACACACAAAACAAGCCCAUAACAUGCAAAGGCCCACAUGCUCGUCUCUCUGCAGGGUUUUACCAUUUUAUCUGUUGAAACCUUUUAAUUUUCAUGGGGAAUGCAUGUUUUUGUGAAAUUCUAUUUUCCUAUAUUUCCUGACAAAGAGGAGAAGCUCGAGUUCCUCUGAGCUACAAUACGGAGUUAACACAUGGCAGGGACCAUGCAUAGCCAUUUGUACACAUGUAGUGUAUGUAGUGUAGUAUGUUCUCUAGAUAUUCCAUAGAUCUGCAGAUAGACGUACUAUCCCUCUUUUAUUUUUCUCAAAAACUUAACACAGGUGUGUACAC
This is a messenger RNA of Perca flavescens (yellow perch), 1826 nucleotides long. Its product is annotated as septin-7. Bases 1 to 1290 code for a protein of 429 amino acids. Gene Ontology annotation, molecular function: GTP binding. Gene Ontology annotation, cellular component: septin complex. The transcript has 13 exons. The record is from RefSeq and is a predicted model, not a curated record. Lineage: Eukaryota; Metazoa; Chordata; Actinopteri; Perciformes; Percidae.